GUAACUUGUUUGCGGCACUUGUGGUGGAGUGCAAGUGCCGUAAAGUAAUUUGUCCGUACACAUGGUUCAGUAUGGAGGCAAAACCAAAAAAGAAAUCGUUUAAUUCAAGAGAUGGAAAGAAAACAACAUUCAAAACAAAAGGCAAACCUGGAGGAAAACCAACUGGCAAACGGCCCUUUAAACCUCACAGCUCAGACAGAGUGAAGAGUUUUAAAAAAUCAGGGGGAGAUGGACCACCACAGAAAUUCAACAGAAAACCAACAGACGGCAAGUUCCCAAAGAAGAGGAAACAUCCUGAUGGGAAAGGAAAACAGGAGGAAGGCUCUGAAGGCAAAAAACCCAAAUGGGAUGAAUUCAAACAAAAAAAGAAAGAGCUGAAACAGAAUCGCCAACAGACUGAAAAAAAGGAUAGUUACCAGAUUGUAAACAGAGCAAAGCAAGUGUGGGAAAUUGUAAGACGGAAAGAUUGUGAUAAGGACAAGCGAGCCAAACUGAUGAAAGAACUACAGAAUCUUGUGCGCGGCAAAAUAAAAAUGAUUGCAUUUGCUCAUGAUUCGACGCGAGUGCUGCAGUGUUUUAUUCAGUUUGGCAAUGACAAGCAAAGACAGGAGGUGUUUGAUGAACUCAAAGAUCACUUUGUAGAGUUAAGCAAAUCAAAAUACGCCAGAAACAUUGUAAAGAAGUUUCUAAUGUAUGGGAAUAAACAGCAGGUGGGGGAAGUGAUGUUGACUUUUAAGGGGAAGGUCAGACAGAUGCUCAGACAUUCGGAAGCAUCUUCAGUGGUGGAGUAUGCUUACAAUGAUAAAGCCAUCCUCUCUCAGAGACUCAUGCUCACUGAAGAGCUCUAUGGAAACACAUUCCAAGUCUGCAAGUCCACAGUUUGUCCUACAUUAGAGAAGAUUUUGGAGAAUAGUCCAGAGAAACUGGAGAGCAUCAUGGAGGAGAUGAAGCAGAUCCUCACACCAAUGGCACAGAAGGAGGCUGUCAUUAAACAUUCACUGGUCCACAAAGUUUUUCUGGACUUCUUCGAGCAUGCACCAGCCAAACAGAGAACAGAGAUGAUCGAGUCCAUCAGAGAGGCAGUAGUAUAUAUGGCACACACACAUGAUGGAGCCAGAGUCACAAUGCACUGUUUAUGGCACGGCACACCCAAGGACCGCAAAGUUAUACUAAAAACGAUGAAAACGUACAUUGCAAAGUUCGCAAUGGGUGAAUAUGCUCAUCUUGUUCUAUUGGCAGCCUUUGAUUGCAUUGAUGACACCAAGCUGGUUAAACAAAUUAUUAUCUCAGAAAUGCUUAGCACCUUGUCUGAAAUAAUCAACAAUAAACACGGUAAAAAAGUGCUGCUUUACCUUCUGACCCCGAGAGACCCAACCCACAUCUUACCUGAGAUCAUUAAGGUGCUUGAAAAAGGUGACGGCAAUGCACACAGUAAGAAGGAUGUAGCGAUCAGGAGGAGGGAGCUGUUGGAAGCUGUGUCUCCACAUCUGCUGCAGUAUCUGUGUGAGAAUGCUCGCUCUAUGGUCAUGGAUAAAGCUAGCAGUGUUGCCGUGAGGGAUAUCCUCGGGGCCGCCAUCGGAGAUCUCAGACCUGCUAUGGAGGCUGUGGCAGCCCUGGCAGCUGAACCUUUUGUACCAGGCAAAGAACAUAGCCAGCUCCAUAUGGCAGAACACCCUGCUGGGCAUCUGGUCUUGAAAUGGCUGAUUGAACAAGAUGCCAAGAUGAAGGAGGCAGAGAGAGAGGAGUGUUUUUCCAGGAUUCUUUUGGAGAAGGUUGGAAUAGAGAAGCUCAAGACAUGGGCUUUAGUCAACCGUGGUGCCAUUGUUCUAUGUUGCCUUAUCCACAGUGCAGAUAAGACUGUUGCUGAAGAAGUGAAAGUUGCACUGAAAUUCAUCCUUCCUGAACUACAGAAGAUCCAGAACUCUAAAGGAGUCGAGGUGCUGCUUGAGAGACUGGCCUGAGGUGGUCACACAAAUCACAAGAUUUGGUUUCAUAAAUUUUUGUUAUUCAUUGUUUUCUCCUUCAUCUGGAUUUUUACUUGUGAAUUUAUAUGCUGAUGUAUGUAAAAAAUAAAAUACAAGAAUAACUGGA
Messenger RNA from Myxocyprinus asiaticus (Chinese sucker), 2091 nucleotides. It is a transcript of the gene pum3, whose product is annotated as pumilio RNA-binding family member 3. Gene Ontology annotation, biological process: regulation of translation. Bases 72 to 1961 code for a protein of 629 amino acids. The transcript has 18 exons. The record is from RefSeq and is a predicted model, not a curated record. NCBI's taxonomy places the organism in Eukaryota, Metazoa, Chordata, Actinopteri, Cypriniformes, Catostomidae. Gene Ontology annotation, cellular component: nucleolus. Gene Ontology annotation, molecular function: mRNA binding.